AGCCGGCGGACUAUUGCUCUUGCCUUUAGUGCACGCGAGUCGUCGCGUCGUGUGUCAUACACAGAUUUAUGUAUAUGAUUUAUCGGGAGUGCAUAAAAAUAUUAAUAAUAAAAUAAGUGAUAUACAGUAAAAAAUACAGUGUGUGCAAGUGCCGCGUGUGUGUCAUUUCGUGUGUGCGUAAUAAUAAAUAUAUAUGUGCAACGAACAUUGCAGCCUCGUGGUCACGUGCGUCUCCUGCCUGCAAGCUGCCUAUAUGUAACAACACACACACACACACGAUUUAAUCACGGCAGAGGGUGAAGCGAGUGUGAACUGUGCAAUUAUUAUACGCGAGUGACCCCGUAGUGAAAUAUUUUCUUUCUGUCUCUCUCGAGUAAAUAAAUGUAAAGAGUGCUUUGUAUUAUUAUACAUGCAGUGGGUGCAGUUUCAAAGUGUAUAAUCGAUAUAUCGAAAAGUAUCACAUUCGCAGCUCAAAGGUUGUUUUCUCAGGCAGUUACGAGAGCUGGUGUGGUAUGUAUAGGUAAAGGAGGAGAGAGGCGAGAGUCCGUUGAUUAGCGAAAAUAUACACACACGCAGCCGGAGGCCAUUUCUUCUUCUGUGGGCACGCAAAAAACAAAUGACGACGACGACGACGAGGACGAUUGUGAGGCCGUGAGAGAGAGAGAGAUAACGAAACGAUCGACGAGAGAUAAAACGAAGCCGGCGCGAUACGAACGCGAUGCGGUCGACGGCAACGACGACUACCCUCGAGAUGAUGCUUCCGACUAAUUGGUAGAAUAAAAGAAAGAAGAAAGAAAAGGAAAAAAAGAUAGAGCUGCAAGAAUAUUUCAAAAAGUCUCACGUACGAAAAGUAGCAGAUCUGCGCUGCGCCUCUUGGAAAGUUAAUGAAUCAGUAUGUCUAUGGGCGGCAGCCUGAUGGGCUACAACGAGAACAACAACGACAUGAUGGCGAGCCAAGCUAAAGCGGCCAAGAACAAGGGCCUGAAACCGCUGCUGCCCGUGGCGACUAGCGUCAACGCUGCCGGCAUCACCAGCACCACCGCGGCCGCGUCGUCCCUCGCCAACGGCAACGCCGCCGGGGCCCGUAGCGCCCGCACCCGGGCCAAGGCUCGCGCCGACGCCUCGGCGGCCCACGCCGCCGCGCAGAGGAAGAGAAACAGCGGCGGUGGCUGCGGUCGGGGCCACGUCAACAGUCUCUGGUCCGUCUGGUACGGCAUCAUCGCCGUGGUCUUUCAGUCUUACAUAGCCUACAGAUGCACCAAGCGAUUCAUCGCUUACCUGUCACUGCCAUGGCCGGCGGACGCGCCACCGCCGAAGAUCGAGCUGUACGCCUGUCUGGCGCUAGCCGGGGCGGGUGUCCUCAUGCUGCCGAUCCUGCUCGCCGCGGCCUUCCUCAAGCUCGGCAAUCUGGCCAACGACGGCAUCAAGCUGGGCAAGCAUCUGACCACCUGCACGAGGGAUCCGCCCGCGACCCUCAUCAACGCCGGCGCCGAUAGCGGAGUAGCCAGCAGCUUGUGGAGACACGGGGGUCCGACUUCGGCUUUCAUACAUCUCUGCACGGCCAUGUGCUUCCUGCUGCCGUCCUUGCUCAUGGAGGCCCGUCUCAUACACGCUGGAUUCCUGCCAAAAGAUGCCAUAUGGCGCACCGAUCUCGACUGGGUGGUGACGCAUCGCGAGCGCCUCGUCGUGCUCAGCUUCAUGAACAUACCCGAGAACGCGAGCGUCUACGGCUAUUACAAUCCGACGACGCAGCAGUCGGCCUAUCCCGCCUACCCGGAGGACGAGUUCGGCACCGCCGAGCAGCUGAACGCCUCGACGAGCAGCAGCGAAGAGUCGUCGUUGUCGCCCACCAAGCCGUCCAGUGCCUUAUUGCCCGAGCUCGUCAGAAGGACGAGUCCGAAUGAGGACGAGUCGGACGCGAGUGGCGAUGGUUGGUCGAGCACCAGCACCACGAGGAAACCUUCGCCGCGCAUGAACGCGAGAAACGUCCAGCAGAAUCAGGGACAACAGCAGCAGCAGCAACGACACUAUCGGCCGAAAUCGAAGAAGAACUCGGCGAUAGCUCGACCCAGGACGAGCAAGAGCGGCCGUGAAUCGAGCAACAGUCGUGGUGGCGGUGGACACAAUGCCGGCAACUGGUCGGCUCAGAGCCUGCCGCUGAGCAUGAGCAGCCUCGCCGAUCUCGAUCAUCCCGAGAGCCUCAAUCAGGACAUCGACGAGAGCGAAGAUUACGGACCGAUAACGUUCGAGUACUUGAACUACGCGCUGGCCCUGGGCGUCUACUCGGUCCGCUAUCCGGCCGUCUUCUGGGCGACCAACAAGCCGCUCGGCGUCAUCUUCAGCUUCCAGCUCGUCUGCAACGCCGCCCAGAGUCUGCUCGCCUACGCGGGAAUGUCGGUACUGUACAAGGUACAAGUGGUCGGGCCGAUGAAGGCUCUGCCCCUGAUGCGUCACCGACAAGUGACGACCCUGACCAACGGCACACUGACCGGCACCGGCAGCACACUGGCCAAUCUCCUCGGCGAUCGCAUAUUCCUCCUGAAUCCCCACGUCACCCUGGGCAUAUUCAUCAUGUCGUCGCUGCUGGUGCUCUGCUCCAGCAUGGUCAUGUACCUCUACGCCUACGGACGGUUCACCAUGUUCCUGAAUCAGGAGCGCGAGCGACGCAUCAUCCUGUCGAAGGACACCCGGGCCGACGACACCGGCUGGACCUACAUCACGCAUCCGGCCGCGGUCUGUCUGUUCCUCGCCAUCUCCAUCUGCAACGCUCCGCUGCUCUACGACUACACGGUCGUCUACAGGGGCAGCCUCGACGGAGCCGUGCUGGCCUGCAUCUGCGCGACGAUACUGCACCUGGCGCUGUGGCUCGUGCUCUGGCUCGGACUGUCCGUGAAGCGCCACUGGACGUUCAAGUUGAGGAUCACGAUCGGAAGGGCGACGGUGCGAUCGACCAGGUCGAUCCGACUCGUCACGGACGUAGAUCUCAUGAACAGCAAGGACGAUUCCAGCGAAGAUGCUAGCUCGCCCAAUGCACCGUUGCUCGUUCUAGGUAAUGGCAGGACUUACACGGUUGCCGAGACGAGUCCCAAGAAAGCCAUUAUGGGAGUCAUUCAGAAGGCUGCUAUCGAUCGUAGAUCGAGAUCUCAAGGUAAUAGCAUCGACGCCCUCGACGGGGACGCUGCCGGCGACGGCGACGAGCAGAUCUACUGGCUGAGACCGAAGCUCCGACCUCUGCCCGUGCAGGCGGGUGACAAAAAACCCAAGCAAAAAGUCACUUUCAAUGAUCUACCUAGUACCUCGCGUAGCAAAGGCAAGAGCAGAGACGGGACCAUCGACGACGGGGAUUACGCGACGCUGCGCGAGCUGCCACUGGCGAGCGGCCACGACGAGGAUAACACCUCGGAGGAGAACAAACUGCUGGAGUGCGUGAGCGACGACCACGUGACCUACUACGCGAGCGGUAAUCGAGACCUGCAGCCGUCGUCGGAGGGCGAGAACAGUCCACUGGACGCGCUGCCGGAUCCACCCGCGCCGCACCAGGUCGAGGCGAUGGUCGCCCAGGAUCAUCAUCAGCCGCUGCCCCUGCCUCCGCCCACGCCGACCAAAGACACGGUGGUGCUGCACGCAAAUUCACAGCCGAGCGGACUGACACCUCGAUGUCUGCGUCGCGCCGACUCGGGCAUGCCCGCGGACGGGCCGCUGACGCCGCGCUCGGACUCGUCGCACUCGCCACCUCUGGACCCGACGACCGCGAGCAGCAACGCCAUCAGCGCCGCGAGCAGCAACAACAGCGAGACCUCGUCCAGCGGCAUACACAGCAGCGCGAGCAGUCAGCGUCGAGCCACCAGCGUCGAGGAUCUGACCAACGAGCCGCGCGAGGAGCCCCACUGGCGCAGCUGCUCGCUGCAGCGAGGCACCCAGCCGCCGACCUCCUCCAACUCGUCCAGUCCGGCCAAGAUGUCGAAUCCCGGCCGAGUGAUCGCCAAUCCGAACGCGACCUACGCGAGCAACGCGAGCAACGCGGCCUACGUGAACCAUCAGCCGAUCUACAACGGCGAGACGACGAUAGUGGCCGCCGGGGUGGUGGCGACCCCGCCACCGGUGAUACUCGAGACCGAGGCGACGGUCGUCAUCCGACGCAAGAACUCGCGGCCCAAGAUCCAGGAGCCGGGCGGCCUCAACGAGGAGCCCUUCGGCCGCUCGACCAACAUGCGCAUGACCUCGUUCACCGAGGCGACGGAUCUGCGCGCGGUGCAGUCGUCGAGCGCCACGCUGCCGCACUAUCCGACCCAGCCCACGGUCACCUAUCCGCACUGCUCGACGAUGCCGCUGCCGCACGCCAGCCACAGCUACGUCGCGACCAACGGCAUGAGCGGCAGCUGCGGCUCGGUGCAGCCCAGAAAUUCUCCUCAAAGCGCCCUGCAGCCGAUCACGCAGCAGAUCGGUCAAGCCACCGUCACCGCCCCGCUGCAGGUCGUGACGAACGGCGUGGCGGCGCACACGACCCUGCCCUCGCAUCACAACGGCAUCCGGCUGAUGCUGCACGGCGGCCCCAAUCCCUUCGUCAAGCGUUUCCCGCCCGUGCAGACCAACGGCCAGCAGCCCUGGGCCGCGGUCCUGCCGAGCGCUCAUCACUUGGGCGGCGGCCCCGCGGCUCAUCACACCUUUCCCCAGUUACCGGCCACCACCGUUACUACGGCCCAGGCCGGGAUCGCCGCCGUCCAGCAACAGCAGCAGCAGCAGCAGCUUCCACAGAUCAAUGGCAAAGGACCGCAGCCGAUGUACAACGGACAUCAGCAGCAGCAGCAGCAGCUCCAGCAGCUCCAGCAGCAACAACAAGCACAGCCGAGACAGUCGGAUCGCGACUCGGCCAACUUCUCCAUGGCCAGCAGCGGCGAUUCGGACACGUGUCUGCCGCAUUAGGACAGGUGGAGGCUGAAGAAGCGCGCGAGGGUCGUCAAGGUGCACUACUGGAGAUACGGCUGCGUUUUUGCCGAUUGACGACGACGCGUGAUCGACGAGUCGCGCGCAGAUCACGCAUCCUAAUUUUUUGAUAUAAUAUAGUAGAUCAUGUCGAUACCGAUCGCGUAUUAUUCCAAAAAAACCGUCGUUGUUGCUGUUCGUUGUUUCGUGACAAUUGUUCUACGGGGGAAGGGAGGGACGUUUUUUCGUUACACAAACACACACACACACACACACACACACACUCUCUCUCUCUUGUAUUAUUAUCCCAACGAUUUUUUGUUACCCUGUUUAAUCACUCAUUCAAGCCCACCACGCAUAAUAACGUAUAAUAGACUUGAUUGUGUUACUCUCAGUCACCGAAAAUGUGAUCAUUUUUCUUCGAGAUAUUUAAUAAGUCGAUUAUUAUAAAUUGUUGUAGCUCUAAAAAAACUUUCAGCACUUUUUGAAUUUUUAUUCAUAUUUUUAAAGAAAAAAAAUAUAUAUAUAUAAGAUAUAUUAUAAUAUACUAUGUGACGCGUAGACGAGUGUAUAUUUACCAAGGACUGUUGCGAAUAUUUAUUGUACGAGUUUAUUUUGUUCAAAGAUAACUAGAUUUAUGCAUAUCAAAUAAUUGACGGAAUGAUAUAUUAGGCUUACAUAAACGUAAACGUAUUAUUACAUAUUAUAUAUAUUAAAAACAGAUUAAAAAACUUGACGUUCAAUUGUUCUCUAUGAUAAUGCUUUACGAAGAUUAAAAAUUUUUAUAUAUUGACGAAAAAAAAAGAGAGACGAAAAAGAUUCAAAAGUCGGACUCUCGUGUCUAAAAGAAAAUUAUAGGUACUCAUGAUGUUCGUUCUUAUUAUAUUACAUUAUUAUAUACAAUAGGAAUAUUUCUGUCUGCGAUGAAACUUUUUUCUGUAAAUUAUUAUAAUAGUAUAAACUUUUUAAGAGCACGCGUUCUAAAGACUACGUCGUUCCUGAUUAAGUAAAAUAGAAAAAGGACCUUGUUCGUGCGAUAACACAAAAAUAAAACGCAAUCUCUCGCGGUCGCGAACUCUCAACAUAUCUAGCGGGAGAUUACGUUCCUCGAUCGUAAUUUGAUUAUUACGUAUCGAGGGUGAAGGACGAAGUAAAGGCCUUGAUUGAAAAAAAUUUGAUAACAAAUAUAGUAUUAUAACGAUUAUUAUUAUUGUCAUUAUCAUUAUUAAAAAGCUAUGCCAUUGUUACGAGUAAGUAAAUUUAAAAGUUAAUAAUGCGAUAUUAUCGAUAUACGAGCUGCAUUUAACUAACCGUAUAUGCUAACUAAAAGGAAAAAAUAAUAAGCAAGAGAAAGAGUUACUGGAUCGAUCACUCGCUCAUUUCCAUGUGUAUCACCGACUCUCCUUUGAUGCGGCUGUCGUGCACGUAUAGAUCAAUAGCCGAUACGCGACGAGAAAUAAAAUAAUAAAAAACGCUUCAUAGUACAUAAACAAUGCAUAAAAAAUACAUACCAUUUCAUCGUUUUUAAGAGAAAAAAACGGAAGCUUCCUUUGACGAUAAAAUUUUGUUAGUCUAUUUAAGUGUACGUUUAGAGAGAGUAAAAUAUUGUAUAAUUCUGUUGCGAUUACAGAAAAGAUAGGUGAAAAAAAUUAUUAGAUAAAGUAGCAUUUAAAUUACAGUAAUUACCUUUGCGUUUGUUACAAUGUAUUUUUCUUCUGUUCUUGACAUGCUUCGAGCAGUGCGCAAAGUAUUAGUUCGUAAAUGUAAAUAAGUGCACAUGUGAUGAAUUGCUGGGAAUAUAACGUAAUUUAUAAGAAGUAAUAUUUACAACGGUAACCGCCAGAGAUGCAGAUCGAAGUGCUAUUUUACCAGUAGUAGUGAAAAGGAAAAAAGUAAAGAAAAAAAAGUAAACAGAUCAUUAUUCUUUAUAUUCAGAAAAGCGCAUUUAAAUCCUGCUGUUCUCAGCAUAAUAUUUUCUCAGAACAAAUGUAGACGAGAUCGAGAGGGGGUGAAAAAAGCCUCUCGUAUCGUAAUCGCUAUCAUAUACAUUAAUAAUAAAGCAUGACCAUUUAAAUGAUACAUACACGUUUCACUCAUAAUCGAUUAUUACUCGUAAUAAAAAUGAAGUCCGCUUGAAUGAAAUAAAGCAAAAAAUUGAGUGUCUAGGUAUUGUAAAAAAAAAUAAUG
This is a messenger RNA of Trichogramma pretiosum, 7110 nucleotides long. It is a transcript of the gene tinc, whose product is annotated as protein tincar. Lineage: Eukaryota; Metazoa; Arthropoda; Insecta; Hymenoptera; Trichogrammatidae. The transcript is spliced from 15 exons. The record is from RefSeq and is a predicted model, not a curated record. The coding region runs from base 895 to 4923 and encodes 1342 amino acids.